AUGACGGUCUCGACGGCACCUGCUCUCCUUCUUGGUAUAGGUGCUCGCAUUCUACUGGACCAAUUCACGCGCUCGGAUGAGCCGUCGUUGCAGGCCUCUAUUUUGGUGGGCGUUUGGCAGGGCGUUGCGCUUUGGUACGCCUUCAAGGAGCAUAACCUCGGCAUCCCAGUCGCCUUUGGCAUCGCUGCAAAGGUUUUUGUCGAAUUUUCGUUCACCCAGGAUAUUACGAAGCCCAUUGUUACCCUGGUCGGUGUCGCGCUUGGACUCAUCUGUACAGAAAUACUGUCAGGAGUCUUCGACAAGCCAAAAGAAAAACGUAGCAAGAAGAUUCAUUCUACACUUGCAAAUGGCCACACGACCCAGGAUCGCGACCGGGAGCGUUCUUCACGUCAUCGUCGCAGAACCACCGAGCGAGAUCCCCAACGCCAUCACACAUCCAGACGCACCACGUCCGACAUAACUUCCGUCGAUUCCAAUUCGGAGAUGAUUGGUCCCAGAGGCUCAAUGAGUCCCUUGGAUCGCGAAGUCGCGGCGUUGCGCACUCGAGCUUCUCUGGCUGACAGCGAACGCCGUCGUUUUAAGGAGGAAAAGAAAUGGGCCAUUGAGCAGGGUAACACGGCUCUUGCGUCACAGCUUAGCUGGCAAGUAAAGCGUUAUUCUACGCUUAUGAAGAGCUUCCAUCGCGAGGCUGAUACGAAGCUAAUAGAAUCGACUCUGACCCGUACUCGUUUGCAAACAAUUGACGAACAAGAACCUCAUGCCUCGACCUCCGAAAGGCCCCCGCAACGGACAAGCGGAAAUCCAGAGCUUCCCAUUGUCAGUGUUGAUAUCGCACAAUCGAAAUCCGGUAUUCGUGUGAAUGUGCGAUAA
This is a messenger RNA of Desarmillaria tabescens, 870 nucleotides long. RefSeq lists its product as uncharacterized. The record is from RefSeq and is a predicted model, not a curated record. The transcript is spliced from 2 exons. NCBI's taxonomy places the organism in Eukaryota, Fungi, Basidiomycota, Agaricomycetes, Agaricales, Physalacriaceae. Bases 1 to 870 code for a protein of 289 amino acids.